UAGCUGGUUCAUCGACCCUCUGUUUAAAUAGACCUGUUGGACUUUCUCCUCCUCCAGUAGCUGCUCACACACCAAACCUUAACAUUUGUGCUGUUAGGAGCAAAGACAGCACGGCAUUCCCAUUGAUCAUGCACCCAGCUUUCUUCUCGCUCAUCCUGAUUGCCGUACAUGUGUGUGUACCGGUGGAUUGUGCACCGAGGCUCCGGGACCCAGAGCAACUUUUACAACAUCAGCAGAGCAGCUUCAACACGGAGGCACAUGUGGAAACAUCUGCUGGGACGGGACGUUUCUACUUGGAACUGAGUGGAUCAAUGAGCAAAGGCAGUCACAGACACUUUAUGGUUAUCUUGCCAGUAAGAAAAAAUUCAGGCAACUUUGUGUCUAUAUUUGACUUGAGAAGAAAACGCUUCCUCUGCAUGGACUCAAACGGAGAGCUGUACAACUCUAAGCAAAAAAACAGAGAAGACUGUCUCUUCCAGCGCAUUUGGUUAGAUGUGGUGAACCACCGUGAUGUGUUUUAUUCUACAAGUGGGGGCCGGCUGCUCAAACUGGAGGGAGCUGAGCUGCGAGUUGCUCACCAGGAGCCGCCUGAACCCGCCUCAGCCCUGGUGAAGAGGCUCCUGGGUCCCUUGGUGAAGAGACAGAGGAGGAGCGAGGAGGUGAACCCCUCGGAUCCAUUACAAUCACAGUCACAUCCCUCACAUCCUGCCACGGAUCACAAGGACGCAGAUCAUGGGCAGCCUGAGCAGGACCAGGCCGGUGCUGUGUCCAAAGAGACCAUCACCUCCUGUGACGACCCCCUGCGGGUCUUACAGUCCAACGGACCUGUCAGUCCUGUCAAGACUAAUAUUGCAGACCGGGCAGAACAAGACUAAGAUACUCAACUUGGGUUUAAUGAGUGAAAUGUCAAAGAAGGGCUGCAGGUCUUCAUGUUUGUUCUGAAAUCUCACUUCAUGUUUGACUGCUUGGUCAGAGUAGAUACUGCGUUUGUGGACUGCAGUGUGAGUGAGAGCCACACAAUGACAUACAAGGGUUGUUUCUUACACAUGAAAGCAUUCGAGAUUUUACAACUUCAGAGAAAAGAGACCGCAUUUUAUAAAAACUUUCAAUCAAAAUGUUCAGAAUUUGUUUUUACAGUACCAUUACUCUCGGUAAUGUACUCACAAACCGUGUUACAUCACAGCAGCUUGUACAGACCCUCUGUUUGAACAGCAGACGAAGGAUAAGUUUGGCAACAUUCUACAUAAUCAUGCAGCAAGUUUGGUCCAGCGUCGGUCCUGCUGUCCUUUAACCUCUAUUGUCAGUUAAAUUUUAAACCUCGGGCCAGAUGUGGCAAUGUUUGUUUUGCAUAUGUAAAGGUGUCUAAUCUGUAAGUAAUUAUGAAUAUUUAUACAUACAUGUGUUGAUACAGUAAAGCUUCAUGACAGGAGUUUACAAACUUAACAAAAAUAGACCAGCGCAUAAUGAAAACAAAACAAAAAAAAUCAUCUGCUGUUUGUUUGUAGCCAUAACAUAGAUAUAAAGAGGAUCAAAUAAUGUCAGGUGCCGGACACCAGUAGUCACAGCGAUGAAAAGGUAUUUAUUUAUUGAAAUGUGUUAAAUGACUUCCUUCUUAGCCUUCUGUUAUAUUAUUUAUAUAUUUCAAGUUGUGUUGUUUCUAAUGUGGAAAAAUAAAUGAUGACUAUUCUGUGGAUCGUCUGUCUGAUUUGUCUGUACAACACUGGGAAUAAAUGAUGCUUUCCUCUCCUCGUAGUUUCACAUUUUCAUUAGGGUGCCUUACCAAAGUUACGGCUACCAACGAGUCACUUAAGAAUUACUUUAACAUUUAAAAUGUCCCUGGCCACAGACAUUAUGGUCACUGCACACAGCCUGCUAGAACAACAGAUAAUUGCCGCUCAGUCUUUAGCUCACCAUCCAAUUAUUUCCCAAAGAAAGGCCACAAAAGUCACAUUGUUAUUAUCCACACAGCCAAUUAGUUAUGUAACUGGCAAAUAUUAGAUCUGGACAAAUAAUGUCUAAAUCAACGCCAUGCUUGGCUACUCAACAUUAAUCAACAUCUUCUGUGACCGAAGCCUCAAGAGGGGUCAGGUAAAAUUGACCAUUUUAGGGAAAUAUGAAAAAUCACUAGGAGUUCUUAAGGUUUUGGUGACUGAAGGCCAUUUUAGUGAGCCGGACAUUGGCUUUUGCUGUGGUACACUGACACCACUUGCCGAAAUCACACGCAGACCUGCAGUACACCACAGUAGUACAACCAGUUUAUUUAUGUGGGGGGGACACAUCCUAUUAAUACUAAUAGGCAUAAUAAUCCUGAUCCUAAUAAUACUGCCUCGGUCCAAAUGAAAUGCAUGUCAAAUAUUGUAGAUAAUGAUACAAAUGAAGAUGCAUACUUACUGAAACGAUAUAUUCUAGGCUAGAACAUGUUUGUAAAUCAAAAUGUAAAGUUCAAGGGUGUAUAUAAUGCAAAUAUGAACAGAUGAGAACCAGCACAGAUUGAAUAUCGGGGGGGGGUUUUUUAGGGAGUUUCGGCUGAAAAGGAUCUUUUAUCACUAUUGGCAAGUUUCCACAAAUCCCACUAUGAUACAGAAACAUUAACAGCUACAUCUCCUAAUUUAAAAAAUAGACUAACCUGGUCAAGUCUGACAGUUUUCCUACAUUAUAAAGUGUUUUUUUUUUCAGUUACAGAAUCAGAGUAACAACAGCAAUAGAAACUGCACAAUGUUUUUUCAUACAAUCCAGCUCAGCAGUCAGCACAUGAUUUUGUUUUACACUGAGAGAGGAAUGAAAAGUAGAGAAACAGUGCAUCUGUACUUCAGUAACACACAACAUGCAUGCACUCUUUCUUGAAUGCAUCUGCCCUUGUUGACCAAAGCGUUAAUUCCCAACAAUGACAAAGUCACUGAUUUCCAAAAAAGUCAACACUGUUGCAGUCCUGCUCCGUGUUCCUGCAAAGGAUCUCUGAACUUCCGGAGAAUAAAUAUAGA
Epinephelus fuscoguttatus (brown-marbled grouper) is the source of this 2981-nucleotide messenger RNA. RefSeq names its product fibroblast growth factor 23-like. Gene Ontology annotation, molecular function: growth factor activity. The coding region runs from base 129 to 875 and encodes 248 amino acids. The record is from RefSeq and is a predicted model, not a curated record. The transcript is spliced from 3 exons. Lineage: Eukaryota; Metazoa; Chordata; Actinopteri; Perciformes; Serranidae.